Molecule: messenger RNA, 1778 nt
Organism: Paecilomyces variotii
Lineage: Eukaryota; Fungi; Ascomycota; Eurotiomycetes; Eurotiales; Thermoascaceae
Exons: 1
Coding region: 224-1348 (374 amino acids)
Source: RefSeq, a predicted model, not a curated record
AUUGCAACCCACUCUCCGCAUCACACGGGCCCCGGGGCAUUCAACAUUUAUAUGCAAGUCCUUUGCUGAUCUCUCUUCCCCAAAGGCCUCUCCCUCCCUGAAAUAUCUCUGCCCCGCCUGAGAAACUCAGAGGACUGUGCGACUCUAACGACUUAUGAGAGCGGCCGCGAACACAGUCCUGCGUUGAACAAGGAAAAAAAGGUCCCUUUUUGGCAGCCAUAGAAUGGUCGAAUUCAUCCAGCCGCCGGACCCCCGGACGUUGUUACCUCCUUUCCUGGCCUGUCUACCAGCAGCCUUUGUCUCGAACCGUCCCCCGCCCGCUCUCCUGCCUCUACUAUCGCCCAUCUUGCGCCAGCGCGUUCAGAUACUCAGCUCGACAUCUUCAGGUUCUGAUUCCUGGCUUCAGCUGUUGUCUUGGGAUCCCACCAAAGCAGAGCGCCUUCAGAGCUUGCUAGAUGGCGCGGCCUUUGAGCCGCAUCCUGUCUCGGGAGAAGUAGAGCUCCCAGAUGAACUGCCGGUCGAAUAUAAACGGAUUGACCAGGAGACAUUACGGUCGCGAGUUCCUCUGCCGGAUUUCAAUAUCGCGGUCCUCUAUGUAUGGUGUCCUACCGACCAAGAAGGCGGUGGUCCUGGUUGGAGAGUCGCAGAGUUGCUUCCAUGGGAUGGAUCGGCGGAAGAUGACAAGUCCUGGUUAUUGUCGAUAGCAGAAGCCAACGAGCACGCCAAGGAGAAGGUGGUACAAGAUGCUUUGAAGCAAGCUGAGCAGGUGGACCAAGGAUUGGAGGAUGACGACGACGAUGACUAUUGGGCACAAUACGAUAACACCCCCGGAAGAACACCAUCGAUCAAGACCCCAGCGCCGAAUCCAGUUUCUUCGAUCCACCAACCAGUGGCAUCGGAAGCCUCAUAUUUUGCCCGAUACGGUGAUGUGCAGCCGGCAAUGGAUAAUGAUGACCCCUCAGAAGACAAGGCCGAGUUUGGUGUAUCUUCGCUGAAUGGAGAUACUCUGGCUAGUCUCCUCCAGAGGCAGGUCAGCCAUGUGGGCAAGGACGAAUCCCCUCGGGUGAACGGCUAUGCGCCUGGUGACGCAAGGCAGGAGGAUAUCGCCAUGCUUCUGAAUCAUCCUCGGCCAUCGUCGACCUCGUCAGCCAGUUCCGAUGCGGUCGCAAAGCUCGAACAAGAAGCCGAGAAUCAGUCUUCCGUCGAAACUGGCGUGAAGCAGCAUAUCAGCUCCAAUAUCAAGAGCUUGUUCAGACUUGCGAAGACCACCGGUAUGUCAAGGGCGGAUUUCCAGUCUCUUGUUAAAACGGAGCUGGAGCUACUUAACUUGUCAGACGAUGAUGAGUGAUUUGUAAACCAUGUAUAUUUCUGGAACGAUUCUUCAUUUUCUAUUAAUUGCGUUGGACUGGCUUGCAUUGCGGAGAACUGGGAUAGCUAUGGUGUUCUGUGUCGGGACGGUUCACUACAUGUGGCGUUGCAUAUGAUACUAUUUCCCCAAAGAAUAUAAACAUUUUAAAACUCUCGAAUCCAGUCACUUUGGGCUUGUCGUGCGUUGGUUAAUUGUCGAUUGUUGAUCAUAAUAAGUUGAGAGUCUACUGUAUACGUAGUUACAGGCCGCGUAGGCUCUCCUCCGAAGGGCGCUCGGGCCAGCUGGCUACUACUCCUUCCGCGCUCCCACGCCGCCAGCAACUCAGACAAAGGAACAGGCCAGAUUCCUCACCCUUUCAUCCCCCCUGCGGCAGGAAUUUCGUUUCUUGUUCUUCUGUCGUUUUAUUAUA